This is a messenger RNA of Fomitiporia mediterranea MF3/22, 360 nucleotides long. RefSeq lists its product as uncharacterized. Lineage: Eukaryota; Fungi; Basidiomycota; Agaricomycetes; Hymenochaetales; Hymenochaetaceae. The record is from RefSeq and is a predicted model, not a curated record. The transcript has 2 exons. Gene Ontology annotation, biological process: attachment of spindle microtubules to kinetochore. Gene Ontology annotation, cellular component: spindle microtubule; DASH complex. The coding region runs from base 1 to 360 and encodes 119 amino acids.
AUGUCUCGCGUUCCGCGCGAAUCGAUAUUCACCGGCGGAAGCCAUGCAGUCAGGGAUUCUGGUGCCGUGUGCAGUCCAAGCUUAUUUGACUGUGUAAACAACCUCCGGGACGUAUGCACAGAGACGUACGACACGCAACAGCUCCUCCGGAAUGGCACGUUCGACCUCAAACGCAUGCAACGUGUUCUUGAGAGCCAACGGGUGUAUCUAUUCGUGAACGAGUCUAUGGUGAAGAAGUAUAAAGAAGAUCUAACGGAGGAGAUCGAGCCGCAAAUCCUAGAGCUCAUCGAGCGCGCAAAGAAAGGCCUCAAAGCGCUUGAGCGGAAACAGCACUCUUUGAAGACGAAGGUACGCUCAUAG